UAAAUAUUCUCACAGCUCUGCAGAAAUCAAUCCCUCCACUGCAGUGUAACGUUCAUAGACAGACCCUUAUGAGAUAGCCCUGAAUUUUUCUUGGACUUUCUUCGGGUUUGUCUCUUUGUACAGCUAUCUGCAGCCUGCAAGGAGAAGAUCAGAUUUAGGAGGAUUUGUAGCUCAUCAGAAUAUAGUAGUUGAGAAAUAAUGUUUAUGCUCAUUUUGACUUCUGCUGCAGCAGUUUGAAGAGUAGGACUCUAACAUGUUUGUCAGGGGAAAAUUGCUUUUGGACACACUCAUAUUCUCAUUUUUCUUCAGCCAAGUUUCCCUGAGUGAUGUCAAACUGUUGGAUCCUACCUCACCUGUUAUUGACGACCGGUAUGAUGGAUGUCGUAAAGAAGCCAUGGAGAAGUUCACUCCUGAUCUAUUAAAAGAGGAGCUCGGCAAAAGUGAGAAACUGCAGAAAGCCUGGAGAAAAUGGGAAGAUUUGAGAACAAGGAGUAACUGUACCUCACAGAUCCCUGGUGGGACUGAAGACCACACUUCUGCCCUCUCCGUCUAUCACUAUGGAGAUGGAGAGUUUUUAAAUGAGCUGAACAAUGCAGUGGAGACAAUGAUGGUGAAUGUUACCACGUAUGAAAAGGACUUCCACUUCAAGGCUCUUCAUUUCCUGCUGAUGGAUUCCAUGAUGUUGCUGAAGCCAAAGGAGUGCAGAGAUGUAUAUUUCACCAAAGAAUUUAAAGGAAAAGUACCAGAAAUAAACUCCAAAGUGAGGCUAGCAAGUUUCACAGUUGUCGACUCAGAUUUAAGCUCUGUAGAUUUGGAUGACAUAACCAUUCUUAAAAUUAAAACUUGCUUCUACGCCAACCUGGAGGACCAACUUUGUCUGAGAAAACUUGGUCAAAUACUCCUAUCUCCAGCUGAAGUCUUCACUGUGGAGAGAAUAGACAAAAAGACUGUAGACGAUGAAGGUUACACAGAAGUUGUUUUGAGCCAUUCCGGUCUGCAAAGCAACCACAACUGUGUCAUGUUUUCAAGGUCAGCAGCAGACAUCUCCACCCAUUUGUUCCUUCCUCUGCUUGUGGCAUUUCCUUUAUAUUACACAUGUCUUUAGAAAGCAAGAGAAAAAUAAAGUUCUGCUAAUUCAAGAAGGUCUAUUUAGUAACCAUUUAGUAGAAAUUUGUUAUCUAGCACAACAAGCCUUCUUGGACAUGAUUAUAAUAGUAGACAAAAAAUGUUCAUUACAGAAUAAAAACAUUUGAAUUUGUGUUUUCAUGACUCGACAAUAGAUGGAGGAAUGUCACCGCCACUCCCUUCUUGUGAUCAUAAACCAAAACCAUGUUGUAGCAUGGUCCACAUUUGAUGACAGCUAAAACCAUUGGAGAAGAUAAUUGUUGCAAAAAGGGAAAUGUGAUCACAAUAUAUUUCAAAUAUGGAAAAUGCCUGUAGGAAAAUGUUGCGUAUGGGGAAUGCUUCCCCGCCUGUUUCACAUGUGAAAAUGUUCCCACAUGCGAAUGCUGCACUUAUGGCUUUAUUCAUUUUUAACAUUUUUACUGUCACAUGUGGAUUUUUUUUUGUCAACAAGCUUUGCAUGUUUCUAUGUAAUAUCAUUUCAAUAUAUGAAAUACCUGGGAAUGUUCCAACAAGUGAAGUGCAUGUUUUCCAAGUUAUACAUUUUGAGAAAAAACUAUUUCGACUGUGCUUUUUGUCACAUGUGAAGUGUGUGCCAACCUUUGCAUGUUGAUAGGUUGUGUGUUUGGCUCCAGCUUUGCUCACAAUUUGUCAAAGCGUCUUUGAGCAAGACACAUACCAAUCUGCAGACUGUUGUUUGAAUGUCUAACUGUUGCGACUGUGCUCAGUUUACACAUUUUAUGUGAAAAGCUACAGAUUUUAGAUGCCAUGUGCGAUUACACAUGAGCAUCAGAUGUAAUUGCAGCGGUUUCACAUGUGUUUCACUUCUGUUUCACAUAUUAUACCUUAAUAAAUUCACUGAAAUUGCAUUUGUCAUGAGCAUAACAUGUAUUUUGACAUGUAUCACAUAGGGUAGAGUGAGGUGAGUUUGUGCCAGUUUUUGCUUGAAGCGACUUUAAAGCAGAACUGCAUCAUCCAGCAGUUUUGAGCUCACAUCGUGCUAUCUACAUAAACUCAUAGUACAGCCUACAAAAGCAAGAAACAUGUGAAAAAUGUUUUCAUACUUAUCCUCAACGAUUCACACACAAAAUCAAAAUACCUUAAUCCUAACCCAUAAUAUAUAUAUAUUUUUUACUUGAAUGGGUCUUCAUCUUUUGAGUGAAGGUUAUCUUCUUUUUAGAAUAAAUAAAACAGACGAGUCUUUGAAAAUGAGAGGUCAGAUGACUAAUUACUGCCAUGGUUUCCUAGAAACAAGGAAUGGCAAAACUUCUCCUCUGUCGCAAAUCAUCCAACUCUCCCCUAUUUCUCAUGGUUAAAUUUAAUGUAAAAUUCCCAUGACUAAUCACGUUCACAUCUAAACUAUGUGUUUUUUUUUUUUAGCUAAGAUAUGUAUGUAUUACUCUGUCGUUUUUAUGCUGUGUAUGCCUUUAGUGGAAAAUCAGAAAAUAUUUAACUUCACCAAGGCUUCCUAGAUGAAAAUUUGAAAAAAGACUGAUGAAUGACCUUUCUCAUACAGCAGGGGGUUAUUCUUCUGACAAAACAAAAUAGAUAUUUUUAGUUGAGGUUACUACAAGUGCACACUAUGCUUAUUCCAGAGGAAUCUGACUGCAAAUGAGGCGUUGAAGUAAAAGAAGAAGCAACUUGUUACAGAAAAGAGGAAUUUACCAUUCCAGACAUGAACUUAAGGUCACUGAACCUAUCUUCUUGGGUUCACUGAAGGAAUGUAUUUUUUCCUUUUGUGUCAGCUUAAAAUGAAGCUUUUCAUGUGGCUGUUAUUUUGAGUUCUGAAGAAAAAUGAAGCCAGAAACAUGAGAACUAGGAGUAUGUUUGGUCACUGUUUACAGUGACAGCUAACAUGAAGCCUCUAAUCUAAUGGAAAUCUUUUUGUAUUCUUGUUCUGCUUCCUCCUCUGUCAAGUAAACCACUUUGCAUGUGUGAAAUUACUCAAAAAUGAAUAAAAUCUUCACUGAGAUAAAA
Gambusia affinis (western mosquitofish) is the source of this 3099-nucleotide messenger RNA. RefSeq names its product T-cell ecto-ADP-ribosyltransferase 1-like. Bases 254 to 1105 code for a protein of 283 amino acids. NCBI's taxonomy places the organism in Eukaryota, Metazoa, Chordata, Actinopteri, Cyprinodontiformes, Poeciliidae. The record is from RefSeq and is a predicted model, not a curated record. The transcript is spliced from 3 exons. Gene Ontology annotation, molecular function: NAD+-protein-arginine ADP-ribosyltransferase activity; NAD+ poly-ADP-ribosyltransferase activity.